Messenger RNA from Musa acuminata subsp. malaccensis (wild Malaysian banana), 1702 nucleotides. RefSeq names its product short-chain dehydrogenase TIC 32, chloroplastic-like. NCBI's taxonomy places the organism in Eukaryota, Viridiplantae, Streptophyta, Magnoliopsida, Zingiberales, Musaceae. The record is from RefSeq and is a predicted model, not a curated record.
ACUUGAAGGUUAGUCUUUAUGAAUCUGAAAUAAUAGCUUGCAGCUGCAAGAAGAUUGCUGGGAGCCAUUGACAAUGUGGACGAUGGCUUGUGCGUCAGUUGUUUGAAUCACAAAGUUUCUCUAUCUCUCGGGUUCAGCAUGUUUAAGUGUUUUGAGUCAACAUGAACUUAUAUAAAUAAGACUAAUACAUGUGGAUAUGAGAACCCUAAGCAGCUGCGGAGCUUCUUCUGUUGAUCCGGUCACUCCAGAACCUCUUCCAGAGGUGGAAUCUUUUGUUCUCUUUCUAAGAGUUGUUUCCAUGAUCUCACGAGCCCAAAAAGACAUCUGAUCAUGGCUAUUGUAUCCAGUUCCUAUUGUGGCUAAUCCCUUUUCUGGUUUUAGUAGCUCUAAGAAUUCCUCCUGCGGAUUCAGCGAGCAAAGCUGAGAUUUUCACUGGCGACAGCGCUUAAAAAUGGGAUCUUGGAACUGGAUCCCCCUGUUCUGGAAAGGAGACAAGGUUUCCUCUCGUGGCUUCCACUCUUCCUCCACCGCGGAAGAGGUCACUGAAGGCAUCGACGCCAGCCAACUCACUGCCAUUGUCACCGGGGCAACUAGUGGAAUUGGGAAGGAAACCGCAAGGGUUCUGGCACUGAGAGGCGCCACCGUCGUCAUCCCCUGCCGGUCGCUGGAAAGCGGCGGAAAGGUGAAAGAAAGCAUUUUGGAGCAGAAUGCGGAUGCCAAGAUCCAUGUUAUGGAGAUGGAUUUGAGCUCCCUCGAUUCGGUGGAGUCCUUUGCUCGAUCGUUUAAUUCAUCGUACGAGCGCCUAAACAUUCUCAUCAACAAUGCAGGGAUUAUGGCCUGUCCCUUCCAGCUAUCCAAAGAUGGAAUAGAGAUGCAGUUUGCUACGAAUCACCUUGGACAUUUUUUACUUACUAAUCUGUUGAUGAACAAGAUGAUAGUUACUGCCGAAGAAACAGGAAUACAGGGAAGGAUUGUUAGUGUUUCGUCUUUGGGUCAUUCAAGCAAAUUUGAUGAAUCUUGGUUUAAUUUGGAGAAGAUAAAUGAUCAAUCUAACUAUGGACCUUUUGCUGCUUAUUCUCAUUCUAAGCUGGCAAAUAUAUGGCAUGCAAAUGAGCUUUCUCGGCGUUUACAGGAAAAGGGCUGCAACAUAACAGCAAAUUCUCUUCAUCCUGGAGCAAUCCAUACUAAUUUGUGCCGCUAUCUAAAUAUUAGCUCAUUUAUACUGGAUGCCAUUGCUGUUGCGACGAAACCUUUCUUAAAAUCCAUACCCCAGGGUGCAUCUACUACCUGCUAUCUUGCUCUACAUCCUGACAUGAAAGAUGUAACUGGAAAAUAUUCUGGGGAUUGCAAUGAGACAUUGCCUUCUGCUGUUGCAAGAGACGAGGAAUUAAGCAUCAAGUGCUGGGAAUUCAGCCAACAACUCCUAAACAAUUUAAGAGGGCCAAUUGUUGUACAUUAAAGGAGUGUUUUCUUGUCCAAUGUAUCUUCUGGAAAUGAACUUUAGCUACAACUUUGAAUUUACUUCAUCCAAAUCACUCAUCAUUUUGUUUAGCUCAGUCAAAACUUCUGCUUUGGAUAAGUUGGUGGACAGAAAAAGUAGGUUUUACUGGGAAAAGAGGAAGACAACCAAUCAAGCGUUGGUGCGAAUCUGAAAGCAUGAUAAGCGGUAGAUCAUGCACGUGGUUGCAUGUGGUCCAAGUUG